Messenger RNA from Ilex paraguariensis (yerba mate), 4214 nucleotides. The record is from the annotation of a GenBank genome assembly. Lineage: Eukaryota; Viridiplantae; Streptophyta; Magnoliopsida; Aquifoliales; Aquifoliaceae.
AGAGAGAGAGAGAGAGAGAGAGAGCAUCUACGCAAAAAUGGCCGACGCUCGACACAUUUAACCAUUUCAAAGCUAUUUUUUUUUUCUCUUCAUAUUUUUGUUCUUCCUCUCUCUGUUUAUUAUUAAGAAUUCAAAUCUUAAUCCAAAAUCAAUUAACAAGGGAUCAAUUGUUUCUCAAUCUCCAUAUAUCUCUAUCUAUAUAUGUAUCUAUCUCUGUUCUCUUCGUGUUUUCCCGUCUACAGUUGACUUCAUCGCGGGUAUCGCGAGGGGGUUGUGGUGGGUCCGUCCAAAGAUUUCAAGGAGAAUCUUCUCUAUCAACACAAGAGGCUUUGAAGAGAAUCCGUUAAGAGUUAAAGAAGGAAAGGCCUGAUGAUAACUACGAGAAAGGGGUGGGUUUCUUUGUUUAUGGAUAGGACAGUCCUUCAAAAGCCUUCGUGACUAUCAUCACUUGCUCAUGUCCUUGCAUCUUAAACCACCACCACAACAACUUUCGUAGUGGGUAAUUACAGAGGAAUAAUAUCCAAGAAUCUUUUCAAAGAUGCUUGUGAAAUUGGGACAUUAGACUUUUACAGCUGAAAAUUUGAGACUGGAUUUUGUUUGGUAAGCUGAAAGUUCUGGAAUUCAAAUCGAAUAGGAUAUAGAUGUUGGGGUUUUGAAGAAGAAAAGUUAUGGAUGAUGGUGUCUUCUUCCCUCCAAAUACCAUGUCAGGCACUCCACCCGAUUCCUUUAUGGAUUUGGAUUACAUGGAUGAACUCUUGCUAGACGGAUGUUGGCUGGAGACAACUGAUGGAUCUGAUUUUUUGCUCCACAGUACCUCUAACUCUGGUGCUCUCUUUGACCCUUCAUUUACAUGGCCUACUCUCCAAACGAACAAUGACACUUUGAGUGGGAGCCCACCACAAAAGGACAGUCAAGAAGAUAGGCAAAGGUCAUCUUUGCUUGAGAAUCUAUCCAUUAGUCAGCCCCAAGGACAGAAUCCUGCUAAAAGUCAGGCACUUGGUGACAAUAUGAUUAAUGUGGGGUGCUCAAGUGAAUUUGAGAACUAUUCUGUUGAAGGUUCUGAAGUCAGUAGAAGAUGGUGGAUUGGACCAAGAGCCAAUCAUUUUCCAGCCUUAUCUGUAACGGAAAGAUUAAUUCAAGCUCUUGGGUACAUUAAAAAUUGCACUCGAGAUGAGAAUAUUCUGAUUCAAAUAUGGAUACCAGUAAAUAAAGGUGGCAGAUGUGUUCUAACCACGAGCGAUCAACCUUUCUCACUUGAUCGUAACUGCCCAAGACUUUCAAGUUACAGAGACAUCUCUGUGAGCUAUCAGUUCGCUACCGAGGAGGAUUCCAAGGAGAGUAUGGGCUUGCCUGGCCGGGCUUUCAUGUGUAAGGUUCCUGAGUGGACUCCUGAUGUUCGAUUCUUUAGAAGGGAAGAGUUCCCACGGGUUGGUCAUGCUAAGCAAUAUGAUGUCCGUGGAACUAUUGCUGUUCCAGUUUUUGAACAAGGUAGUCAAAGUUGCUUGGGUGUUAUUGAAGUUGUGAUGACUACUCAAAAGAUCAACUACCGUCCAGAGCUUGAAAGUGUUUGCCAAGCUCUUAAGGCUGUUGAUCUCCGUGGUUCUGAAGUUUCAAGUGCUCAGAAUGUUAAGGCGUGUGAUGGCUCUUAUCAAGCUGUGUUGCCUGAAAUUCUGGAGGUUCUGAGAUCUGCAUGUGGGACACAUAGAUUGCCGUUAGCUCAAACAUGGGUCCCAUGUGUCCAACAAGCUAAAGAGGGGUGCAGGCACUCUGAUGAGAAUUUUGUUCAUUGUGUUUCCACUGUGGAUUCUGCUUACAUAGCUGAUCCCUCUAUUCAGGGUUUUCAUGAAGCCUGCUCUGAACACCACUUGUUGAAAGGUCAAGGGGUUGUGGGAAGAGCGUUCACAACUAAUCAACCAUCUUUUUCACCUGAUGUAACCUCUUAUAGCAAGACAGAGUAUCCUCUUUCGCACCAUGCAAGGAUGUUCGGACUGCGUGCUGCUGUUGCCAUACGGCUGCGAAGCAUUUACACUGGUACAACUGACUUUGUUUUGGAGUUCUUUUUACCUGUGGAUUGCGUGGAUCCUGAAGAACAAAAGGCAAUGCUCAAUUCAUUGUCCAUCAUUAUACAAAAGGUCUGUUGGAGCUUACGGGUGAUUACGAACAAAGAGUUGCAGGAAAAUACUUUUCUGCCUGUUGGUGCACUUAAAUUCCCUUCAUAUGUGAAGCUUGGAAGAGAAAUGCCAGAAGUGGAAUGUACUCAGUCCGCAAGGCACUUCCAUGAAGUAUCAUCCUGCAUUGGCAGAAAGACGGAGGCCAAAGAGGGUGAUAAUUUACCAUUAGUCCAGGAACCAAGGCAACAGUUGAGAGAAAAAGCGUUGGACUUUAUGAAACAGCAACAUGAUUCUGACUCCAGAGCAACUUUGACCAAUGCUGAAGAUAAUUCUACUUCUGGCGAGGAUAGCUUCUUAAAUGUAGGUAAUACAGGAGAGAAAAGAGUCAAAAGACAUACCAAGGCAGAGAAAAGUAUCACCUUGCAGAUGCUUCGGCACUAUUUUGCUGGUAGCCUAAAAGAUGCUGCAAAGAGUAUUGGCGUUUGUCCCACUACUUUGAAAAGGAUAUGUAGGCAACAUGGAAUAAAACGCUGGCCUUCUCGAAAGAUCAAGAAGGUUGGCCACUCCUUACAAAAAAUCCAACUUGUGAUGGACUCAGUCCAAGGUGCCUCUGGUGCUUUUCACAUCGACUCUUUCUAUUCAAACUUCCCAGAAUUGGCAUCUACAAAUUUAACGGGAAUCAGCCCAUUUUCAGCUUUAAAGACUGAUGAUGAUUCAAAGUCCUUCAACAGGAAGCUUGAGGGUGUCAAUCUCAAACCCCAGGCUGCUGCAUCUAAAUCACUCUCUCCUUCCUGCAGUCAAAGCUCCUGUUCUAGCCAAUCUUGUUCCAGUGGGACACAGCUGCAUCCUCAAGCAUCGCAUGUUGCAGGUCAUGAAGAUCCAAUUGUCAGGGAAAAUUCCAGUGAUAGUGUACUUGAAAGGGCUGGAAGUGAUGCAGAGCUGCACAUGUCAAGUGAUGAAGUACCAAAGCUCCUGCCAAGAUCCCAUAGCCAUAAAUCUCUUAGUGACCACCCUAAAUCAGAGUGCCCUCUGCCCAUUGCAAAGAAUACAGGUGGAAACUCCCAAAGAGGCAUUCAGAGAUUUAAAGUUACAUAUGGGGAAGAGAAAAUCCGGUUCCGCAUGCAGAAUAAUUGGGGAUACAAAGACUUAUUGCAAGAGAUUGCCAGAAGGUUCAGGAUUGGUGACACCAAAGUGUUUCAGCUCAAGUACUUGGAUGAUGACUCUGAGUGGGUAUUGUUGACAUGUGAUGCUGAUUUGGAGGAGUGUAUCGAUGUAUGCCAAUCGUUAAGGAGCCAAAUAAUUAAGCUCGCUCUCUGUUCAGAUUCACAGAAAAAUUUGAGAAGCUAUAUGGGUAGCAGCAGCCCCUUGUGAUUAUCGUAGAAAUGAGUACUAUCAAUGAGGUUGCAGUUUGAUGCUGUUUAAAAAUUUGCGUCAAUAUUUUGGACGAGCUCAAGUCCAAAUAACUCGUUGGGGUAUAUGUUGCCUGCAAUUUCAGAUACAUGAAACGCCCUUUUCAACGUAAUAAGUGGUAUCUGUAGGCUGGGAUCACCAUGAAAGUUGUAAAAGACUUUCUCCUAGGACGUCCUGAAAUUCAACUUGGGCUUGGCAAAAGUAUUCCGUGCGUAGAACUAGUCAUUUUAUUGCCUAUGCAGCUGGAAAUACCGAAGCUACCGUGUUUUCAUACUGUUUUAAGAUGCCAUGUUAAAGGAAUGCACGCGUUGGAGGCUGGAAGAUUUUUACGGAAUACGUGAAAUGCGAAAGACAGAUUUCUGGGCAGAUCUUUGAUAAAAUAAUUUGAAUAUGUACUGACAUUGAAUCUCAUAUGAGAGAGAGUCUAUGCAAUGGCCAGGGAAUAAAUGAAAAACCCUUCACACCACCAAGCAUAUGCGAGCGGUGUGGUGCGGUGCAAAUAUGGAUUGUGAAUUUGUACAUUUGCAAUACUGAUUAGUGCUCGAGCUUGAGGGGAAUUUAGCUCAGCUGAAUAUGUUUUGCAAAACUGAUGUAGUGUACCUUUGUGGAUCCAUUGACAACUUCUUUUAAUUUUCAGUUGGCUCAAGUAGAUGUUAAACUACUUUCAUUAUUCAGAGUUCGAAAUGCAAGUAA